Chanos chanos (milkfish) is the source of this 696-nucleotide messenger RNA. It is a transcript of the gene cthrc1a, whose product is annotated as collagen triple helix repeat containing 1a. The transcript has 4 exons. Bases 1 to 696 code for a protein of 231 amino acids. Lineage: Eukaryota; Metazoa; Chordata; Actinopteri; Gonorynchiformes; Chanidae. The record is from RefSeq and is a predicted model, not a curated record.
AUGAGGUCUCUGCCGGUUUGCCUCUUCAUCUGCCUGGGGUUAAUUUUGCCUUUAUGUGGAACUGAAAAAGCAAAAGAAAGGAAUGCCAGACAAAAGGAUGCAGAAUUCAUUGACAAGUAUAACACAUGCCUUCAGGGUCCUCCAGGUGUCCAGGGUAGGGAUGGCAACCCCGGGGUCAACGGAAUUCCCGGUACCCCGGGUAUUCCCGGGCGGGACGGCAUGAAAGGGGAGAAGGGAGAGUGUAUCACAGAAAGGUUUGAGGAGCCCUGGAGACCCAACUUCAAACAGUGUGCAUGGAACUCUCUAAACUAUGGCAUUGACUUAGGAAAGAUAGCAGACUGCACGUUUACCAAGCUGCGCUCGGACAGCGCCCUGCGCGUACUCUUCAGCGGUUCUCUGAGACUCAAGUGUAAAAGCGCCUGCUGUCAGCGCUGGUAUUUCACCUUUAACGGGGCCGAGUGCACGGGGCCUUUACCCAUAGAGUCUAUCAUUUACCUUGAUCAAGGCAGCCCGGAGCUCAACUCUACCAUCAACAUGCAUCGCACCUCCUCAGUGGAAGGGCUAUGUGAAGGUAUCCAUGCCGGCCUGGUGGACGUGGGCAUCUGGGUGGGGACCUGCGCUGACUAUCCCCAUGGCGACGCCUCCACUGGAUGGAACUCUGUGUCCAGGGUGAUCAUCGAGGAGUUGCCAAAGUGA